Drosophila serrata is the source of this 576-nucleotide messenger RNA. RefSeq lists its product as uncharacterized. Lineage: Eukaryota; Metazoa; Arthropoda; Insecta; Diptera; Drosophilidae. The record is from RefSeq and is a predicted model, not a curated record.
UUCCAUGCGAAAGUGAAAUCGUCAAGCGGGAAGAACAACAAAAAAGCGUUGCCUACAUUCGAGGGCAGCCGAGUUUUGUUGUCAUGCACGAACUCAUUGGCAAAUACGGCCAUCCGGACAUGGAUACGCUAAAGGAUCAGCUGAAGCGUGGCAGCUACAUGGCCGCCCUUGGAACAUCCACACCCGGCGCCACAGUCGCCGCACCCCCGCCCUUCCUCAUGCCCGCCGAAUUCUACAAAAGCCUCUUCGCCAGCGCCGUGCUUCAGCAACAAAAGCACAACAAAUUCUAUACCGGAACGCCGUCACCCAGUCCUGCUCCGAAUUCAUUGUCAUCACCAUCCCGUUCCCAGCCGCCUGGCAAUUUGUUAUUUUCCACGGCGGUCCGUCUCAUGGAGAAUGGUCAGGUGAAGAUGGAGCCGGAUACAGAGUUGGAGCAAGAGCAGGACCACGAGACAGAGCCGGAGCAGGAAGAUUUCGGACAAGAGGACCAAAAGCCUGUCAUCCAACUGAACACCGGAGAGGAGAAUGUUAGUAUGGGCAUGUGAGAAGAAGUUAAUGAAGGGUCAUAAAUGGGAU